AUGAAUUGUGUUAUUGAAGGGAACAGCGUUAAAGUCUUUGGAAAGGCUGUUCAUGCCUUGUCCCGGAUUGGAGACGAGCUGUGGUUGGACCCCAUGGUCAAAGGGCUGGCUCUGAGAUCAGUGAAUCCUACUCUCUCAGCGUAUGGAUGCUUCCUCUUCUCGCCGCUGUUCUUCCAGCAGUACAGCCUGAGAUCUCUGUCAGAGCAGGACGCAGACACAAUCAAAUGUAAAGUCACCAUGAAGUCAGUGUUGCCACUAUUUCGAUGUCUGACCUCCAUUGAGCGCAAAGUGGAACAAUGUCACAUCUCACUCAGCACUCCCUCUGACCGAGUGAUGAUCCAGUUUUUCUGCAGACAUGGCAUAACUAAAACUCACAACAUAAGUUUCCAGGAAAGUGAGGCUCUGGAGGCUGUGUGUGCCACACACUUCUGUCCCAAUGUGCUGAAAGCUCCUGCCAGGCUUCUCUGUGAUAUGGUGAUUCACUUUCCAGUGUUUCAGGAGGAAAUCACUCUGUCCUUGACUCCACUGAAAGUCUGUCUGAGAAACCACCACGAGGGAGGAAAAGGUCACAUGAAGAUGAUGAUCACUGAGAUGUCCUUACAUGCUGAUGAGUUUGACAACGUUCAGAUUGGACAGGAUUCAGACAUAACCUUCUGUCUGAAGGAGCUGAGGGGGAUUCUGUCUUUUGCAGAGUGUCAUGGCCUUCCAUUGUCAGUUCAGUUUGGUGCAGCAGGACAACCCGUGUGCUUCUCUGUGGAAGACGAGGUUGUUGAGGCCACCGUGGUGCUGGCUACUCUGAACGACUCUGAAAGCAGGGCUCCAUCUCAGCCAGAACCAACUACACCCAGGUGUGCAGCUGCUGCAGCUCCAUCUGUGGGGGUGUGUGAGGGACACAGCAACAUCUACCAUGGCAGUGUUCAUGAGCACGUGCUGAUCCCAUCCAGCCAGGGCAGCCCUGUCAUCAGCUGUCCUUUUCAGCUCCUGCCUCGGAUCAGUGACCCGACUGGACUCUGUGAGGCUGCAGAAAGUGGCUGUGCCACCUCAACUCCUGCAUCCACCACGGUCUGCUCUCUCCUGUUUCAAGCCUUGUCCUCGGAGCAGGAGGAUGAUGAUGGUGACUGUGCAGCCAUGCCUGUUCUGGCAUGUUGUAGUGAUGAAGAGGAGGGUUGUGAGGACAACGAUCCAAGGAGAUAA
Messenger RNA from Nematolebias whitei (Rio pearlfish), 1194 nucleotides. RefSeq names its product RAD9 checkpoint clamp component B (gene rad9b). Lineage: Eukaryota; Metazoa; Chordata; Actinopteri; Cyprinodontiformes; Rivulidae. Bases 1 to 1194 code for a protein of 397 amino acids. Gene Ontology annotation, cellular component: checkpoint clamp complex. Gene Ontology annotation, biological process: DNA repair; mitotic intra-S DNA damage checkpoint signaling; cellular response to ionizing radiation. The record is from RefSeq and is a predicted model, not a curated record. The transcript has 11 exons.